AUGUCUUUCUUCGGCUUCGAUCCCCUCGGCCCCAGCGCGCACAAUUCGUCCGCCCCUGGCUUUGGCCAACCGUAUGAUUCAUUUGCCGGCCUCUCUGGCCAGCAUGGCGAUGGCGAAGAUGCUAUCGACUUCGAAGAUACCUAUGACGGGCUUUUAGACGAUACUGCCGAUGCCGACAAUGACGUUACUUUUGGCGACAACUCGGUUGGAGAGGAUGGCUCCAAAACGGUUGGCGGAGAAAAUCUUUCUGAGGCCGAGCGUAAACAACUCAAUUACAGUGAAUGGACUGCUGGUCGUGCCAAUGAGAUCGAGGAGGAGCAUCUCCGUUUCAACCGAUCCCAGCCAACCGCACGAGCCAGCGUUUCGCAGCACCAGAGCCAGCCUGCUGCCGCUCUCGGCCAAUCGUAUGCUCAGCAGUCAUAUGUUCAACAGCCUUAUGCACAGCAGUCAUAUGGACAGUCUUACUAUGCAGAGCCGGUGCCUAUUCGCACCGGCUAUGAAAAGUACCGUGAACCUGAGCCUCUACCUGAUCUGCAUGUCGACCAGAGCAUCUGGGGUAUUGGCCCCUCCAAGGCAGCUGCUGCCCCGAAACCGGCUCCUCAACCAGCCCUAUCUAGCAGUGUCGGCAGGAAGAUGAUGAGCUUGGAAGAGGUUGAGGCAGCCAUGCGCGCGCAGUCAAAGCCAUCGACACAGCCAGUCAUCUCGGAGCUUGCUGCGCAUCAGCAUACUCCCAGCUACUCUCCUGUUCAGCAUGCCUCUCCUCUCCCUCAACACGGCCACGCGCAACCUGUCGCCAUCUUACAGCGACCCCAAGCCUCACAGGCCAAGGUUACACCCACUCCGGCGGCCAAGCUGCCUGUCCCUCCCGGGCAGCAUGACCAGCACAACAACUUUCAACGACAGCCCGUCCCCCCAGUUCAGCCCAUGCAAAUUCUCCAAAAUCCCAACCGUUUGUCGACUGAUGUCUCUCGUGCGGCUGUUGACCAAGAAUACUCCCAGCCGCCAAGCCUUGCCUCUACACUGGCGCAAAUGCGCGAUCAUCCUCAAACGGCCCACAUGUCUGAGGAAGAAAAGGCAGCAUAUUUGGACCGCGUGACGAAGAACGCGAAGCGCGAACAUAAGAUUUUGCUUCUCUCCAAGUAUGAAAGAGUGAUGACUGACACAGACAAGAAAUUCAUCUCUCGUAUCCAGCUCCAGCAGCUCGUUUCCGCAACUGGUGACCCUAUCGAGCAGAGUUCCGACGCCUCCCUGUCCGGAGACUUUUACUAUCAAGUCUAUAGCCACAUCCGUGCCGGCCAGCAUCGAGACCCUCACCAACCGCUUAGCAAUUUUGCCCAGACCUAUCUUUUCCAGACUGGUGGCCGUCAUGGCAACAUGCGCCGCCAUGGUAGACCUGCUGAGAAUCACAUUCAAAGAAUGGAACAGCAGGUCCAACGGGCUGUUGAGGCGGCCAAGAACAAGCCCAAGAAUCCUCAGCUCGUAAUUGCCGGCAGUCUGGGGAAGAUCUCCUUCAGCAAUGCCAAGACUCCAAAGCCUCUACUCAAUAUCAAGCGUAACGCGGAGAACGAAGCUCACCAUCGCCGGGCUGGCAGUGAGAGGAAAUCACCCGCUAGCAGCCUUGAUCGCAGGACUAUCUUGCACAAUGCCGAGAAGGUCUACGUUACCUUGAUGCAGAUUGAAGACCACGUUCGGCGCAUGCCACCUCCUCUUACCAACCACGCAGACCAGGCGUUGCAGGGAAAGCAUCGAGAGUGGAACACGGCACUCGAGUCUCUGAAUGCCCGACUCUGGGAAGAACUCAAGGUACACGAGCCCAUAGGAGUCAUCGUUCCUCACCCUUUUAUUGCUUUCUUGUCCUGCGAUAAGGGCAAGAAGGCUAUUCCCCGGAUUUUUCCUCACCUCAGCUUCGAGCAACGGACCACGAUUAUGACGAUGAUUGUUUACCAUCUCGACCAGCUGGACGUCGUGAGGGGAGCGGCUGUAUCUGAUGACGAGAUUGUUUUGAACAAAACGAUGUGGGAGAAUAUUGAUUUGUUCAUGUCGACUGUCAUGCCAUCGCUCAUGCAAUUCAUCAAUAACACCGGGCUUGACAUUGUGGAGGGCAUGUUGAACCUAAUAGCCACAAACUUGAACCUUGAUGCCAUUGCCAAAACCAGGGUUGGAGUUUCAAUGCUCACCCUGAUUUUCAGCCGUGCUGAGUCUAUGAAGCAGAAUGGUGACGGUACCCCUGUACAAUGGGAGAAGUGGGACCAAACAUACGAAACCCUCUUUAGCCGCCUAGAAGGGUCGCUGCCCUACAUGUUCCCCGGCAGCAUCGAUUCCGGAUCAGAUAUUCUGGCCUGGCAGCUCCUUGCGACUCUAGGUCUUUGUGCCCGCAACGAACAUGAGACUCGUUUGGUCGUUGCGGUCAGAGACCGUGUCAAUGCCACCGUUGCUCUGGCCAAGACGCUUCCUCCCACAGAAGCAAGGGAGCGGCUUAACGGCGUCGACUUAUUCCUACGCUCCAUUAAGCUACGUGUGGAAGACUUGAUGUAA
Molecule: messenger RNA, 2535 nt
Organism: Trichoderma gamsii
Lineage: Eukaryota; Fungi; Ascomycota; Sordariomycetes; Hypocreales; Hypocreaceae
Exons: 2
Coding region: 1-2535 (844 amino acids)
Biological process (GO): deadenylation-dependent decapping of nuclear-transcribed mRNA; P-body assembly
Cellular component (GO): P-body
Molecular function (GO): RNA binding
Source: RefSeq, a predicted model, not a curated record